Molecule: messenger RNA, 300 nt
Organism: Lactuca saligna
Lineage: Eukaryota; Viridiplantae; Streptophyta; Magnoliopsida; Asterales; Asteraceae
Source: the annotation of a GenBank genome assembly
AUGAUAACUCCUGAGUUUUUAUCUCAGAAGCUUACUCAUUUUGAAGCCAUUCUUCGCAAACAAUUGGCCCAUUUGUCAAGAAUCUCAAAUCUUUUACCAGCAGAUGCCCCACCUGUUGUCACAGGGGUGCAUGGGAGAGAAAGGAAGGUUGGUGGAAGUACGAAUGAAGAGGAAAAGGUUGUUGGAAAAGUGUUCUCCACAAAAUUACCAACAACAAAUCCAACUAUUUCAACAGCUGGUCCAAUGAGUUCGACAAUUGUGACUACAAUGCCAAUCACCAAAGGUAUAGUGAUUCGAUGA